Striga hermonthica is the source of this 561-nucleotide messenger RNA. The record is from the annotation of a GenBank genome assembly. Lineage: Eukaryota; Viridiplantae; Streptophyta; Magnoliopsida; Lamiales; Orobanchaceae.
AUGGGCAAGGAGCAGAAGAAGUUCUGCUGGGGCUCCGCCAUCGCCGGCGCGGCGGCGGCGGCAGCCGCAGCGGCCGCCAUCUCGGCUCGGCCCCGGGACCCCACCUUCCACCUGAUCUCCAUCGACCUGACGUCGUUCAAGCUCAACUUCCCGGCGGUGGACGCGGAGAUGAUCCUGACCGUCCACGUGACGAACCCCAACGCCACCCCCAUCAACUACGGCGACACCGAGAUGGCCAUCUUCUACGCCGGCUCGCUCCUGGGGUCGGCGCCGGUCCAGGCCGGGUCGCAGCCGCCGCGGUCUUGCCAGCUGCUCCGGCUGCCGGCGCGGCUGAGAGGGCUGCAGCUGGCCCACCACGCGAAGAGGUUCCUGGCGGACGUGGGGCGGCGGGAGAUGGUGCUGGAGUCAACGGUGGACAUCAGCGGCGCCGCGCGGGUGAUGUGGCGGUGGGACCACCGGUUCAAGGUGCACGUGGAGAGUCAGGUGGUGGUCGACCCCGUCUUCCUCGAUGUUAUUGAUCAGGAAAACAGAUCCAAAUUGGAAAUAUUCCUCAAGUCCUGA